Morchella sextelata is the source of this 1002-nucleotide messenger RNA. RefSeq lists its product as uncharacterized. The record is from RefSeq and is a predicted model, not a curated record. Lineage: Eukaryota; Fungi; Ascomycota; Pezizomycetes; Pezizales; Morchellaceae. Bases 1 to 1002 code for a protein of 333 amino acids. The transcript has 2 exons.
AUGCCCCCAGCCAUCACCCUCCCCGGCAGCUUCUUCUCCUCAUCUCCCCCUCCCCCUUCCGCCGCCGCCGAUGUGAUCCGCGUCAAGCAGGCCAGAAAGCCCUCAUCCCCACCGCCUCCUGCUCCGGCACGGCAAAUCAAUACUACUCAACACAUCGAUGUUCCCUCCCAACCAUCUGCUAUUUUUCCCGCUCCAGCGCGGAACGUCAAUGCCAUCAAAUCCUCCGAUGCUCGUUUCAUCUCAAUUCUGGCCGAUGGCCAUGUGUUCGACAUCCCUGCCGAUCUCGUAAAGAGGUACUGCUGGGUUCGCGAGCGGACAAUCAAAUCCUACCGCGCUGUCACUGCCGGCACUGCGUCUCCGGGAGAUCUGGCUUUCAUAUUCGGCACCCUGUCUUUAUCUCAUGUUGACAGGGCUCCCGAUCUGGGGAUUGGUAGUGAGAAGGCCGCCCAGCCGAUUCAGAAAACCAGUAACGAGGGAGGAAAGGUCGAACAGUCCCGGAAUGAAACAGCUCUCGAGGAACACCAGCGUGAAGAUCCUGGUGCUAGGGUGUUUCAAGAAGACGGAACACAGGGGCUGCCCUACUCUAAAAGAGCAAUCGAAGUGAUCGAGAUCUCGGAUGAAGAGGAAGAGGACCCCAUCCAACAUCCUCGCCGCCGUAUCAGACAUCUCCCUGCAGAGAACGGGGCAUUGCAAGACGACAUGCACAUAGUCCCAAGGAGCGGAACCCAACUGAUCCCCCAAAUCCCCGCCCUGGCUCGGUGGGACCGGCGCCAAUGGCCUGUACCAAUAUUCGCGGGAGACUUCGCGAGUGUCCAUGAUGCGGAGAUGAGCACGGGCAUGCGUCGGACAUGGGUCAUGGGGAAGUAUGUUGAGGGGGAAAUUUCGUUUGAGGGCCAGUUUGCGCAGAGUGCUGGUGGGGGGUGGGGAUACGUACGUUGUGAGUGCGAAGUGUGGGUGGUGUUUGAAGGGAGGGUUUAUUGUAAUGCGGAGGAAAGGAAUUAG